Messenger RNA from Rasamsonia emersonii CBS 393.64, 2001 nucleotides. RefSeq names its product RNA exonuclease Rex3. Gene Ontology annotation, cellular component: nucleus. The transcript has a single exon. The coding region runs from base 1 to 2001 and encodes 666 amino acids. Lineage: Eukaryota; Fungi; Ascomycota; Eurotiomycetes; Eurotiales; Trichocomaceae. Gene Ontology annotation, molecular function: exonuclease activity; nucleic acid binding. The record is from RefSeq and is a predicted model, not a curated record.
AUGUUCACCCCACUCGGCCUGUUCAAGGCUAUUCCAUGCCCGCAGGGUAGCGGCUGCACUCUGUUGACUUGCAUCUUCUCUCACCAAGAGACGAGUUCAGAUCACCCGGAUUCGGCCACUGCGAAGCCAACCCCACGCUCUACCACUACCGCUACUUCUACUCCAGCUGGAGAUGGGUCUCUUCCAGUGUCCGAAGCAAAGCGGAGAAAGCUCGCAGGAGACAAUGAAAGCAAAACGGAGCAGACUAAGUCUUCAUCUAAUUCAAUCCGCAGGGAAAUAAGCAGCGAACAGACUCGCCACGAUGAGACCCCCAAAGACCGAUCCUCAGGCGAGCAGACGUCAAGUCGAGAAAUCGGCGGUCUUCAGUCAAUCACCAGAAAGGUCUCCCCGCCUCCUACGCGGACGCGACCAAGCACAGAGACACAAGUGACUAAAGGCGUCCCCAGUCAGUCAUCAGAUGCUUCUAAUCAAGCCAAGCUCCCUCCAAGGCAGGCUCCAAAAGAAUCUCUAAACCCGCGCAUGCUCAGCAAAGCGCCAGCGCCUCAUUCAGUGCGGUCGUCUAUCUUGAACAAGCUACAUGCUGCGAUGUCUGCGUUGAAUGAAAAGAUGAAAGAGCUCAAAGACAAGUCGAAGUCCGCUCUGAUCCUCUCCCCCGACGAGCUGAUUAUCAUGGCCCUGGACGAGGAAGAGAAGGCAGCAAGGGACAACCCUAAAAUAUAUUCCAAUGUUAUCAAGCUCAGAAUUGUCAAGUUCCAAAAGAUGGCCAUGGAGGAAUGGGAGAAAGAGGUCCUUGCGCAUCUGAACGCGCGAUACUAUAAGAUUGAGCCAAAGCAGAUCUCUCAGAAGCCUGAAAAGCUUACGACUGGUCUAACUGCGAAUGAAGAGAUUGCAAUAGCAGCAAAGCUUGUGACAGACCUGAAAGGGAAAGAGCAAUUUGGCUAUGUCACAAAGAUACCUAGCAAGGAAGAAAUAGAAUCUGCAAAAAGGGGCGUUGAAGCAGCUCAGGGCUGGGAAAAAUGCGAUCGGUGCGCGGGACGUUUUCAGGUCUUUCCAGGUCGUCGUGAAGACGGUACCCUGGCCACGGGGGGCCAUUGCACUUAUCAUCCAGGCAAGCCCAUCCGGCCUGCCAAGAAGCCGACAGAUCACAUCACUGGCAGCAGAGACGCGUACUUUCCUUGUUGCAAUGAGACUGUGGGGACUUCUGCAGGAUGCACCAAGGCAGAGCAUCACGUCUUCAAGAUAACGGAAGCGAAGCGGCUGGCCGCUGUGCUUCAGUUUGAGGAGACGCCUGCUCAGCCAGAAAAAGGACCGCAGAAACCCAUAUCCUUCGAUUGCGAGAUGGCUUACACGACUCUCGGUAUGGAAUUGAUCCGUCUGACUGCACUCAGCUGGCCUGAGGGCGAGACGCUGCUUGAUGUCCUUGUCAAGCCGAUAGGUGAAGUUCUGGACCUUAAUUCUAAGUUCUCCGGCAUUUGGCCAGAACAUUAUGCGAAGGCUGUACCUUAUGGCACGCCAGUUCCUGACACUACGUCAGAGGAUGGAGAAGUGAAAACCCCUCCCAUGCAGGUCGUUGAUUCGCCUGCUGCAGCACGGGCGUUGCUCUUCCAAUUGCUUCAGCCCGAUACCCCUUUGAUCGGACAUGCUAUCGACAAUGAUCUCAAUGCUUGUCGUAUCAUUCACCCGACUGUCAUCGACACCGUUUUCCUGUAUCCGCAUCCCAAGGGGCUUCCAAUGAGAUUCAGUCUGAAGCACCUAUCAAAAACAUAUCUAGAUCGGGACAUCCAAACCGGGGGCGACAAGGGCCACGACUCGAAGGAAGACGCAAGAGCCACAGGCGACCUCGUGAGACUCAAGGCUGCUGAGAAAUGGAAGGUUCUCAAACGGCAAGGGUGGACCAUUGAAGGGGACAAGCUUGUACCGCCAGCAGGUAAGACUGUUGGUUCAGACGCUGGUCCUUCAAUUGGACUGGGCCCUGGAGCCGGACAGAAGAGGAAGAGUUAG